This is a messenger RNA of Arabidopsis thaliana (thale cress), 1016 nucleotides long. RefSeq lists its product as uncharacterized. Lineage: Eukaryota; Viridiplantae; Streptophyta; Magnoliopsida; Brassicales; Brassicaceae. Gene Ontology annotation, biological process: cytokinin biosynthetic process; cytokinin metabolic process. Gene Ontology annotation, cellular component: nucleus; cytoplasm. The transcript has 3 exons. The record is from RefSeq and is marked reviewed. Bases 107 to 652 code for a protein of 181 amino acids.
AAAGAGUAUAUCUUCUUCUUAAAGGCCUUGAAGCCUAGAGAGAAAGAAAACAAAUAACAGAAAGAAAAAAAGGUAGUGUUUUCAUUUUGGGAGGAAUCAAAAGAAAAUGGAUUUCUCGGAUUUAGAUUACAGUGAUGCUGGAGAUUCAGGUUGGACAAUGUACUUAGGCCACUCUUCUUCUGUUUCACUUCAUCAUUUUGAUUAUCACAAUGGAGAAACAAAACAAGAACAUGAUGAAGACUCUUCAAUGGUGUCUGAUGCAUCUUCUGGACCUCCAUAUUAUUGCGAAGAGACCGUCCAUGAAGAUCAUCUCCAACAAAACACGCAAUAUUGGUGCAAGAGCAAGAGCAAGAACAAGAACAAAAACAAGAAGAAGGUUCAUGAAGAACAAGGAUAUAGUGAGAGAUUCAAUUCUUCCUUUGAUGACACAGCUAGUUCAUUGCCGGUUGGAGAAGAAGUUUCAGCGCAUAAGCAACAUCAAAAUCAGUAUCAACGGUUUCAUGACUUCUGCCAAAGCUACUCUACAAGAAGAAUAUGCAAGGAAAAAGUUAACUCGGGUUUCCUACAACAAGCUUUCCCGGUGGAUAAACUAGCGUUGGAUAAUCAAGGUUCUGAAAUGUCUAUUUUUUUAGUCUCUAACCAUAAUACAUAAAUAGAAAUGCAUGCAUAACAUCUCAUUGACUGGUCGGUUUACUUAAUUCUCAUGUAUAUCAUGUAUAUUAAUGUAUCAUGCAUUUAGAGAGUAUAAAAAUAUUUAUGUAAAAGUAAAUCUCUAGCUUGACAAUAUGUGUAUUUUCAGGUGGCGAUAAUCAGAGGAAGAGGAGAGGAUAAAGAAUGGAAUUUGAAUAGUUAUUAUUUACUUUUUCAUCUCUCAAAAGUUGGAAGUUAGGGAGAAAAAAAAAGCAGAAGGAACGCCUUCUCUUCCUUAAAUGUGUUUUGAUAUCAUGUACAUUCUCUUUAAGAAACCAUGUGGUUUUUCUUUUUAUUCAAUUAAUAUAUGAUAAAUCUUAUUAAAU